This is a messenger RNA of Acanthoscelides obtectus, 1148 nucleotides long. NCBI's taxonomy places the organism in Eukaryota, Metazoa, Arthropoda, Insecta, Coleoptera, Chrysomelidae. The record is from the annotation of a GenBank genome assembly.
CAGGCUUUACUGUUAUCAUGUAGUAAACUCGUCUCCAUUUUUCAAUAUGACAGAAGAGCAUUUUCAAAAUAUCAGACAUGUCAAGCAAAUUUAACCAAAAUUUGGACGAUUUUAAAAUAGUGGCUUACAAAAAGAAAAAUUCGAAAAUAAGGGCACCACCUGCCACAAGAAACUCUAUAGAAGAUUCAUUCGUAGACUGUACAGUAGAUAAAGAAACACUCAAAAGGCGAAUUUUGGAUGCCAAAUCUGAAAUCUCGACAAGUGAUCUACACGAGUCUCUCUUAUCAUCGCUGCAAGAAUCAUUCAACACCUUAGAAAAACCCCAAAUAUCAGAAAUUGUCUGUUUUGGCCUGGGAAGGUUUACAGAGAGUCUUACUGCCAGGGAAUUAUUGCAAUUCUACUUGGCAACAUGUCUAUAAUGAUGAAACUUUCAUGUCAACAUCCAAGUAUAGCAUCUUUUUGAAAAAAAAUCUUAAUCAAUACUAUUAUCAGCUUUAUAUCAUCAGAAUCAAGAGUAUCCUUUAUUGGUUGAUCCAGUUGUUCAGAACUACAACCAUUGAUGAAAACACUCUGCCUGAAGAUAGCCAAACUUAUGCUAUAUUCGCGCGUCCAAAAAAUUAUCCGAGAUAAAAUAAGAUUCAGUAGAAUGCAUUAAUGAAUGUUACAACCGAGAUCUUUCUGUAGACCAAAUGCAACACCUAAAUUAUAGUAGGUCCUUUAAAUAACAUUUGAAAACCUGAGGUAAAUUCCCUCUGCCCUAGAGAUGCGUGGGAAUCUGUCUAUCCUCCGUCAGAUCAUAUCAGAGUUGCGCUAUGGCCUACCAAAUGGCGUUAGCAGACAAGAGCCCACAUUGCAGUACAUACUGGGCCAGUACAGGAAGUAUAAAACCACGGAUGAACAACUGUGUAAAGCCAGGGAAGAGAUGGAGUACAUAGCUAAGAGCUAUCUUUGUUAUUUGAAGAGUUCCAGACUGGAGAAGGAGAUACAGCAGGAGUUCCAUGGAAAAGGAGAAAGGAGUGUGCAAGAUACUGCUAGGAUGGUUGGAUUUAAGUUGCCAUAUGAUCCUCAGUGAGGCAUUGAAGUUUUGUAGAGAAUUUGUAGGAUUAGGUUCAAAGGGGUUUUAUUUUGUAGACAGGCAAUAGACAUAU